This is a messenger RNA of Thlaspi arvense, 414 nucleotides long. The record is from the annotation of a GenBank genome assembly. NCBI's taxonomy places the organism in Eukaryota, Viridiplantae, Streptophyta, Magnoliopsida, Brassicales, Brassicaceae.
AUGGUCUUCAUCAUCUCCCUGUUCUUCUUUUGCCUCGGCAUAGCCGCCAUCGCCUUCCUUCACUUUCUCGCUGCUGGCCGCCGCCGCUCCUCCCUCCUCUCCAUUGAUUCCCCAUCAACGGCAGUAUCCUACUCGCCGGAGGAGAUCCAGAAGUCCCUGCCGGGGGCCAAUUACACAGGCGGUGGAUCGUCGGAGAAGGAGUGCGCGGUGUGCCUGGAGAACUUCGCCGCUGGCGACUGGUGCCGGAGCCUGCCGGCGUGCCGCCACAUGUUCCACGCCAGCUGUGUGGACAAAUGGCUGGUGAAAGCGGCCAAUUGCCCCGUUUGCCGGACGCGAGUGAGGCUGGAUCAUGGGUCUAUCCGUUCGGAUAUGGGCGACGACGAACGCGAUCUUCUGUGGGCAAUUAGGGUUUGA